Pyrus x bretschneideri (Chinese white pear) is the source of this 811-nucleotide messenger RNA. RefSeq names its product auxin-responsive protein SAUR32. The transcript has a single exon. NCBI's taxonomy places the organism in Eukaryota, Viridiplantae, Streptophyta, Magnoliopsida, Rosales, Rosaceae. The coding region runs from base 286 to 678 and encodes 130 amino acids. Gene Ontology annotation, biological process: response to auxin. The record is from RefSeq and is a predicted model, not a curated record.
AAACCCUCCCUCUUCACAAACCCCUCACCUUCUCCAUUUCCAUCAAUAUUUAUGUUGGUUAUUGAAUCCGAUCAUAUAUCAUGAGCAAUAUUCCGAGAUCGUUAACCGACUCCGCCCUAACCUUGUUCAAUCUCACCAUCUCCGCUUCCGAUCCGUGGCCAUUUUCUUUCCUCUUCUUAUAGCCCUAAUUCAACAGCUUCAAGUUUUCCCAGUGUUGUCUUGCUCUCUAGGGGUUUCCUGGUUUUUCGGGGUUUUCGAGUUUUUGAUAUUCUUGGAUUCGAAAAUAUGGGGUUUAUCGCCGCCGACAGGGACAGCAAGCACCACCACAACCACCUGAACUUCCACCUCCACCUCCACUUUCCCCACCUUCUCCAUCACCACCACGACAAGAACAGCAAGGAGCUGAAAGACAUCCCGAGAGGGUGUAUGGCAGUGAUGGUUGGCCAGGGGGAGGAUCAGCAGAGGUUUGUGAUUCCAGUGAUCUACAUCAACCACCCUCUCUUCAUGCAGCUGCUGGAGGAGGCCGAGAAAGAGUACGGAUUCGAUCACAAAGGUCCGAUCACUAUUCCUUGCCACGUGGAGGAGUUUCGCACUGUUCAAGGCAUGGUGGACAGGGAGACUUUGUUCCACAGUCAUCAUCACCCCCAGAACAACCAUGCCUGGUGUUUUAGGGUUUGAUUAAUUGUUGAUUAGGAAGAUUAUUAUGUGAAUAUAGGUAUCUUAAUUUCGGUUUAUUGAUUGUUUGCGAGGCCUUGGAUUCUUUGGGACCUCAUAAUAUUAUUAAUUAGUUAUAUAUAAUUUUUGUUCUUGA